Messenger RNA from Columba livia (rock pigeon), 3632 nucleotides. RefSeq names its product E3 ubiquitin-protein ligase TRIM21. Gene Ontology annotation, cellular component: cytoplasm. The transcript is spliced from 6 exons. Gene Ontology annotation, molecular function: zinc ion binding; ubiquitin protein ligase activity; protein binding. The coding region runs from base 426 to 2333 and encodes 635 amino acids. NCBI's taxonomy places the organism in Eukaryota, Metazoa, Chordata, Aves, Columbiformes, Columbidae. Gene Ontology annotation, biological process: protein ubiquitination. The record is from RefSeq and is a predicted model, not a curated record.
AAGGGGCAAAAAAUCACCUCAAGAUACAAAAUGGGGGCACCAAAUCACCUCAAGAUACAAAAUGGCGGCCAAAGGGGCAAAAAAUCACCUCAAGAUACAAAAUGGGGGCACCAAAUCACCUCAAGAUACAAAAUGGCGGCCAAAGGGGCACCAAAUUGCCUCAAAAUACAAAAUAGGGGCACAAAAUCACCUCAAAAUAUGAAAUGGUGGCCAAAGGGGCACCAAAUCACUUCAAGAUACAAAAUGGCGGCCAAAGGGGCACAAACUCACCUCAAGAUACAAAAUGGCGGCCAAAGGGGCACGAAAUCACCUCAAGAUACAAAACAGGGGCGCAAAGUCACCUCAAAAUAUGAAAUGGUGGCCAAAGGGGCACAAAAUCACCUCAAGAUACAAAACAGGGGCACAAAAUCACCUCAGAAUAUGAAAUGGUGGCCAAAGGGGCACAAAAUCACCUCACGAUACAAAUUGGGGUCACAAAGUCACCUCAAGAUACAGAAUGGGGCCGCCAGAGGUACGAAAUUGCCUCAAAGUGUAAAAUGGGGGCACCAAAUCACCUCAAAAUACAAAAUGGCGGGGGGGACAUGUUGGGAUGGUCCGAAAAGCGACCUCGAGGUGGCCGAGCAGGUUUUGGGGUGAAAAUCAUCACUUAUGGCACAAAAGAACGUGGCCCUGCGAGCCACCUGCACCCCAAGGAGAAGCCGGGGGGACGUGUCCCCUAUGGGGCGGCCUCGGGGUGCUUGUGUCCCCAGAGCGGGACAUGGCGGCUCCUCCAGAUGUUCCCCCCCACCCCCACCCCAGCUCCUCCAGCUGUUCUGAAGUGGUUUUGUGGUGGGGAUGUCGCCACGGAGCCGCCUCCAUAUCAGCUCCGGUUUCGUUUCUGCUGGAGAACCUCCCUCCUGAACUUCGCCCCGUCCCGCCCUCCCGAGGCGGAAACGGAGCCAUCGAACCCCAUGGCGCCGCGGCGGCGCCGUGAGAAGGCUCCGUGUUCCCUUUGCCGGGAGCCCUUCAAGACCUUGUUGUCCUUCAAGGGCUGCGGCCAUGGCAUCUGCGGCUCCUGCGCCGGCCGGUUGCGCGUGGGCGCCACCGAGACGUGUCCCCAAUGUCUCCUCGUCCCUCCGGGGGACAGCGAUGGCGACGAGGGGCACUCGAGCGAUGGAGGGAACGGCAACCAACGACCGGCGAAGCCCCCCAAGAAGUGCCCGGAGCACGGAGAAGCGCUGGAGAUGUUCUGCAGGGAGGAGGGACGGCCGGUCUGCCGGCGCUGCGCCGUGUCGCCCGCCCAUCGCACCCACCUCACGGUGCCCAUCGAGGAGGCGGCCGAGGAGCACAAGGCGAAGCUGGAGGUGCUUGUGAAGCUCCUACAAGAGCACAAGUUGGACCUUCAGAGCCAGAUGUCCCAGGAGGAGAAGAAGUUGGACGAGUGGAAGGGUAAAACCUCCAGAGAGAGCGAGAUGCUGGAGAAGGAGUUCGAGAAGCUCCACGACCUCCUGUAUGAGGAGGAGGAGAAGCUCCAGCGGAGGCUGAAGGGGGAGAAGAAGGCAACGGCCACCAAGCUGCGCAGCAACAUCACCCAGAUGAUGGAGCAGAGCCAGGAGCUGGAGCUCCUCAUCCGCAAGAUCAACAGGAGGUGCCAGCAGCCGCCCUUGGGGCUCCUGAAGGACGUGGAGAAGCUCCUGAGCAGGAGCCAAAAUGUCCGCGUGUCGAAACCAGAUGUGGUUCCCAUCGAUCUCCAAGGGACGUACGACACCCCCACCGGCUUCAUUUUUGGGUUUUUAGACCAAUUUAAAGUGGCCAUGACCUUGGACCCAACGUCCGCCCACCGCAGCCUCGUGGUGUCCAAGGACGGCCGUUCGGUGCGACACGGGGGCGAGCGGCGGGACGUCCCCCCCGCCCCCCAGCGCUUCGACCCCUACGUCUUCGUGCUGGGCUCGCGGCGCAUCACCUCGGGACGCUGCUACUGGGAGGUGGACGUGGGCGACAAGACCGAGUGGGACCUCGGGGUGUGCAAGGAGGCGGCCAUGAGGAAGGGGAUGGGUCCUCUCAACCCCCCGUCCGGCUUCUGGAGGUUGUGGUUGAGGAACAACGACCGCUACAAGGCCCUGACGUCGCGUCCCGUCGCCGUCUCGGUGGCGGCGAAGCCGCGGCGGGUGGGGAUCUACUUGGAUUACGAUGGCGGGGACGUCACCUUCUACGACGCCACCAACCGAAGGCACCUCUACACCUACAGCGGGGCCUUCGCCGGGGCCCUGCGGCCGCUCUUCAGCCCCGGCUUGGCCCGCGGCGGCGCCAACGCCGAGCCCCUGGUGCUCUGCUGCACUUUUGGGCCAAAAUGAGGGAGAUUUUCAGGCCCGGUUACGUCAGGGUAUCGAUUGCGGCGCAAAAUCCGCCGUCUUCCCGUUCCAGUUUUACAGUGUGAAAGAAAAAUGGGGGUUUCUAGCCAAAACAAGAAGGGCUGAGGCACAAAAUAAGGCCCGGGGCCCAAAACAACAAGGCUCAAGGCCCAAAGUAAAGCCCAGGAUGCAAAACAAGGCCCAGGGCCCAAGACAAGGCCCAGGACGCAAAACUAGGCCCAGGACGCAAAACUAGGCCCAGGACGCAAACCAACCAGGCCCAAGCCCCAAAGUAAAGCCCAAGACCCAAAAGUAGGCCCAGGGCCCAAAAUAAGGCCCAGGGUGCAAAACUAGGCCCAGGGCCCAAACCAACAAGGCCAAAGGCCCAAACCAACAAGGCCAAAGGCCCAAAACAACAAGGCCAAAGGCCCAAAGUAAAGCCCAGGACCCAAAAGUAGGCCCAGGGCCCAAAUUAAGGCCCAGGGGGCAAAACUAGGCCCAGGGCCCAAACCAACAAGGCCAAAGGCCCAAAACAACAAGGCCCAAGGCCCAAAGUAAAGCCCAGGACCCAAAACUAGGCCCAGGGCUCAAAAUAGGGCCCAGGACCCAAAACAAGGCCCAGGGCCCAAACCAACAAGGCCAAAGGCCCAAAACAACAAGGCCAAAGGCCCAAAGUAAAGCCCAGGACCCAAAAGUAGGCCCAGGGCUCAAAAUAAGGCCCAGGGCCCAAAAUAAGGCCCAGGGCCCAAAACAAGGCCCAGGGCCCAAACCAACAAGGCCAAAGGCCCAAACCAACAAGGCCAAAGGCCCAAAGUAAAGCCCAGGACCCAAAACUAGGCCCAGGGCUCAAAAUAAGGCCCAGGACCCAAAAUAAGGCCCAGGGCCCAAAACUAGGCCCAGGGCUCAAACCAACAAGGCCUCAAACUGCCAGAAUUUAAAUCAACUCUCUAUUUUCAUUUUGUUCUUCUUUUCUUCUUCUUUUCUUCUCCUUUUUAUUCUUCUUUCUUCUUUCUUCUCUCUUCUUCUUUUUCUUUCCUGGGUUGUCGAUGUGAUUUGAAUUCACCCAUAAUUAAUUAACCUGUGCUAUUUAAUUAACCUGUGCUAUUUAAUUCACCUGUAUUGGGGGGAAAAGAACCCCCCCAAUCCAAUGGCGUUUGGGUUGAGUCUCUAUAAACACCCCCCACCCUUUCUUUGGAAAUCCCCGGGGGUGGGGGGGGGGGGGGGGGUUUAUUGCUUUAAAAUAAAAUAGAAAUAAAUAACUUAAAAUAAAGUUAAAUUUAAUUAAUUAAAAUUAAAUUAAAU